Molecule: messenger RNA, 509 nt
Organism: Yamadazyma tenuis ATCC 10573
Lineage: Eukaryota; Fungi; Ascomycota; Pichiomycetes; Serinales; Debaryomycetaceae
Source: RefSeq, a predicted model, not a curated record
UAUUUCACUAAUACAAACAAACUAUUAUUGAAUAUGUCCGACGCAACUGACAGAAAGAAGAGAGUUUUCAAAACCUUCUCCUACAAGGGUGUUGACUUGAAGGAAUUGUUGGAAAUGCCAACUGAAGAAUUUACCCAAUUGUGCUCUGCCAGAGUUAGAAGAAGAUUCUCCAGAGGUUUGGGAUCCAAGCCAAUGGGUUUGAUCACCAAAUUGAGAGCUGCUAAGUUGGCUGCUGUGCCAAACGAAAAGCCACCAGUUGUUAAGACUCACUUGAGAAAUAUGAUCAUUGUUCCAGAAAUGAUUGGAUCUGUUGUUGGUGUUUACAACGGUAAGGUUUUCAACAAUGUUGAAAUUAAGCCAGAAAUGGUUGGUAAAUACUUGGGUGAAUUCUCCAUCACCUAUACUCCAGUUAGACAUGGUAAGUCUGGUAACGCUUCCUCCAGAUUCAUUCCAAUCAGAUAGGUUUGUAAAUUAUUAAUUUAUCUCAUCACAAUAUAAGAGUUAAUUCU